Acyrthosiphon pisum (pea aphid) is the source of this 2017-nucleotide messenger RNA. RefSeq names its product zinc finger protein 239-like. Gene Ontology annotation, biological process: regulation of transcription by RNA polymerase II. The coding region runs from base 54 to 944 and encodes 296 amino acids. The record is from RefSeq and is a predicted model, not a curated record. Gene Ontology annotation, molecular function: RNA polymerase II cis-regulatory region sequence-specific DNA binding; DNA-binding transcription factor activity, RNA polymerase II-specific. The transcript has 2 exons. Lineage: Eukaryota; Metazoa; Arthropoda; Insecta; Hemiptera; Aphididae.
GGUUACAAACUCCUUUAAAUAAGAAGACAAAAUCUAAGGUUGUAAAUAGUAAAAUGUCGAAUAAACCAAAAAAAUCGAAUAAACGUAAACGAAAGUCGUAUGAUGAAGAAUAUUCGAAAAACGAUACCCCUCAAUCAGUGAAUACGGAUGUGGAGACAUUAGUUAGUAAUAAUUAUAUUAUCGAAGACGGCGGGAAGAAAUUAGAAUUUUUUGAUUCUCUGGAUGAUGAUCAGACGUCGGAAUAUCGCACCAUGACCGACACAGGUAUGUAUUUUGGCCAAUAUUGUAAUCAAACGUUUAACAAUGACAACGAUGUACACAGUCAAGAAAAUGUUAUUACUGGACAAACUCCUCUCCAGUGCGACGUUUGCUUUAAAACGUUUACCUACUUAUCUAAUUUGGCUGUACAUAAAAGAACGCACACUGGGGAGAAACCAUAUGCGUGCAAUGUUUGUGGACAAUCAUUUUCGCAUAAAUCAACUUUAGUUACACAUAAUAGAACACACACCGGGGAGAAACCAUAUGCUUGCGAAGUUUGUGGCAAGUCGUUUUCGAGGCAAUAUAAUUUGAUUACACAUAAUAGAACACACACCGGGGAGAAACCAUAUGCUUGCAACAUUUGUGGCCGAUUAUUUUCACAGCAAGCAAAUUUGGUUACACAUAAUAGAAUACACACCGGCGAGAAACCAUAUCCGUGCAAUGUUUGUGGACAAUCAUUUUCGCUUAAGUCAACUUUGGUUAAGCAUAAUAGAACACACACCGGGGAGAAACCAUAUCCGUGCAAUGUUUGUGGACAAUCAUUUUCGCAAAAGUCAACUUUGGUUACACAUAAUAGAACGCACACCGGCGAAAGACCAUUCGAGUGCGGUCAGUGUGAAAAAAAGUUUUCAUCAAGCAGUCACUGUAAAAGACAUACACUAAGAGUUCAUACCAAAUGUUUGUAAGUUUGUUACUAUUAAUGUCGUACAUCCCAAUACUCAAAGAAAAUAAACUAUAAUCAUUAAUUAAUUAUAUAUGAAAACGUCCCAUCAUCACGGUAAGGGUCAAGAACUCAGAAAACGCUAUCACUUCUUCCCGUUGUAAAUAAAACCUUGAAUACAGCAGUGCAGUAGCUUCAGUGCUCACUGUCUAGCUUCAUACUGUAAUCAAUCGUACUCAAAAUUGCUUGCACCGGAAAAUCUCCGUAUCUUCGCCUGUGAGGGCGAUGCUUUUACUAACACGUGUACAUCAGUUAGUAUGUAAAUUAUCUGAACAACUAAGAAUAUCGCAUGUUUGUAAGAACCAUCACGUGUGUGACGUUUAUGAUAUUCGAUUUUUAGUAAAUCCUACCAUUCAAAACCACUAUAGAAACUCACACAGGAGAAAGUAAUGUCACAAUAUUUCAAAAAGAUACUCUGAUGUUAUUAAUUUAUUACAAACUAUAUUAAAAUCAUCAACGACCAAAAUGUGUUAAACUUUGAAUACAGCUGUGUAGUAUAGGUGCAGUGCUCACUGUUUGGCAUCAUACUGUCAUCAAUUGUACCCGAAAAUACUUACUCUGGAAAAUCUUCAUACUCGUGAGGGCGACGCUUGUACCAAUACGUACAUCAAAUUAUGUAAAUUCCCUGAACACCGAAGAAGAUUGCACAUUUGUUUAAAAUAUCACGCUUGUGACCUUGUGGUAUUUGCUUUUUCGUAGAAACUUCUGUUGAAAAACGUCUAUAGAAACGCACACCGGAAAGUCUUAUGUUGUUACAAAAUUUCAAAACGCAUACCAAAAAGCUAUAUGGAUGUUUUUGACUUGUUACAAACAUUAUUACCAAAAUGUUGUGUGUACUUUAUAUUAAUGUAUGUAUUGCUUCUCCCUCCACUGUUUAAUAUUAAUGAAACUAUUUCUACUCCAAAAUGCUUUUGUAAUCGGAUAGGUAACUAUCUUACUAUUAGCCAACUAUUAGCUAGUCGCCUAAAAUUAUAUUAUGUACAUAUUAUUAGUUAUGAGUUAUAACCUUAGAUUGUAGUCCUAUUUGAUUGUAUAAUA